AUGUCGGAUCUCUUCAGUCUCACAAAGUCGUAUGCGAUAGAGCGGUACAAUUCUGGCUUGCUGUCCCAGAACCACGAGUUCCUCCAAUACUGGCGUCGUCAUACCUUGGGCUUGCUUUCCGGCUUCGGAUUCCGUCCGGGUGCUGAAUCAGAGGCAAUUCAAAUUUCUGGGCUCUUUGAGCUGAUCUCUCAAGUGGAAUUGAUCUUCCAGCAAAACAUUCAAGCAGCCCAAGAGUCUAUCGCGAGUGGAAUGAUUACCUUUGCUGGAUUGGGAGAACUGUUUAAGCCAGAUAUGCCCGUGAAAUGUACGGCUAUCCCUGGAUCUCCUCCAUGUGUAUACCGCGUGGCAGAUUGCUUCUAUGAAGAGCGCCGUACACUCUUUGGAUCACAGAAACACUUUCAUGUCACUAUGGAGGUCGUUGUUCUAGUGGGCGACCACUUCUCUGUGGCCACAUUCUCAGAAGUCCUACCCCCUUGGAGCGGAGUGCAUCGCCGCAGUCUCGCUGACUUUGGCUACCAACCUAUCGCUGAGAUCGAACGGCAAAAGUUUCAAGCACGCGGUGAACAAGCCGUCAAUCACGGACUUGGUGGUGCAAAGUACCUAAGCUAUGGAGCCAACACCUUCUAUGUCCAUACGAGUCGAUUCAGACGAGAUGUCACUGGGAUGGCACAAGCUACGAACAGCGCACUAUCUCUGACAGGAGGACGCAUUAUGAUUGACAUGGCCCGAGGCUCGUCGCUAGGACAUUACCCUUGUCAAGGAGUCGAUGAGGCUACUUUGUCUAUCAUACAGCUUGCAGGGCGCUAUAGGCAGUGGCUUUCUAAACGGUCCCGCUUCGACACUCUGGAGACCGAUCAGCUGGUCUUGUGGGAUGCUGUGCCCAGAGAAUUUGUCAUCUUUUGCUGGCCCGCCCUUGUCGGCUUCAGUUUUACCACUAAGGCAUGGGGUCAUGUUCUAGUUGACGGUCUAUCGCCAAUUGAGUUCCAGGACCAAGCCUUUGAUCACUUGGUGCUCAAGCAGGAGCGGAAGGACCUCAUUCGCGCGGUGGUUCGCCAUGGAACAGCCCUUCAAACACCUGAUGUUAUUGGAGGAAAGCAAGGCGGGCAGAUAUUUCUCCUACACGGGCCUCCAGGAGUCGGGAAGACUCUGACGGCUGAGGCCAUUGCAGAGGUUCUCCAUCGUCCACUUUACUACGUCACCAUGGGUGAACUUGGUGUGACACCGGAAGAUCUAGAGCGAAGAUUGUCGGACGUUCUUGAACUGUGUGCUGAAUGGGAUGCGUUGGCCGUGCUUGAUGAGGCUGACGUCUUUCUGGAGACCCGCAGCACUUCUGACCUGAUCCGUAACGCGAUGGUCUGCGUUAUGCUCCGCAUUCUCGAGUACCACCCUGGAAUAUUGUUUCUCACUACUAACCGAGUUCGAACAAUUGACCCGGCCUUUGAGAGUCGUAUCACUGUAUGCCUUCGUUACGAAGCGCUUGAUCAUGAUGCUCGGAUGAAAAUAUGGAAAAGUCAAGUCGAAAGACUUCCUACUCAUGGGUCACCGGAUUUCGACUAUUCCAGACUCGCAGAACAGCCACUGAAUGGAAGGCAAAUCAAGAAUGCGGUCCGACUGGCGCGUAGUCUUGCUGCGGAAAAGAAAAGUCCACUGACAGAAUCCAUCUUGCUCACCACAGUGGACGUCAUUUCUAUUGGACGCCAAAACAUGUUGGCGGAUGAUACAUGGGAAACACAUGUAUAA
Molecule: messenger RNA, 1740 nt
Organism: Penicillium cataractarum
Lineage: Eukaryota; Fungi; Ascomycota; Eurotiomycetes; Eurotiales; Aspergillaceae
Product: ATP-binding protein
Exons: 2
Coding region: 1-1740 (579 amino acids)
Molecular function (GO): ATP hydrolysis activity; ATP binding
Source: RefSeq, a predicted model, not a curated record